AUGCAAAAUUUCCAUUUUUCCAGAAAACCAGACAUUUGUAAAAACAAUGAUAUUUUAGAAAAUUUCCACUUCUAG
Molecule: messenger RNA, 75 nt
Organism: Caenorhabditis briggsae
Lineage: Eukaryota; Metazoa; Nematoda; Chromadorea; Rhabditida; Rhabditidae
Exons: 1
Coding region: 1-75 (24 amino acids)
Source: RefSeq, a predicted model, not a curated record